Messenger RNA from Castor canadensis (American beaver), 423 nucleotides. The record is from RefSeq and is a predicted model, not a curated record. Lineage: Eukaryota; Metazoa; Chordata; Mammalia; Rodentia; Castoridae.
AUGGCAUUUGAUGGAACCUGGAAAGUAGACCGAAGUGAAAACUAUGACAAGUUCAUGGAAAAAAUGGGUAAGAACUUCAUUUCUUGCUGGCUGUGUUAAUGUGGUGAAAGGAAGAUUGCAGCUCAAGAUAAUUUGAAACUGACAAUUACACAAGAAGGAAGUAAAUUCACUGUCAAAGAAGCAAGUACUUUUCGAAACAUUGAAAUUGUUUUCGAACUUGGUGUCACCUUUAAUUACAGCCUAGCAGAUGGAACUGAAGUCAAUGGGAACUGGCACCUUGAGGGAAGUAAACUUAUUGGAAAUUUCAAACGCGUAGACAAUGGAAAGGAACUGAUUGCUAUCCGAGAAGUUGUGGGUGGUGAACUAAUCCAGACUUACAAGUAUGAAGGAGUAGAAGCCAAGAGGAUCUUGAAAAAGGAAUAA